AUGAACGAUGUAUAUCAUCCGGGAUCAGGUGGUUCCAAGGGAUUUCCACCAGCUCCAUAUGGUUAUCCAAUGCACUGUAACAUGUCGCGUGCCUUCCAAGAAAUGACCGAUGAUGAGCGCAAGUGCCUCGAAGAACGCAAAUAUUGGUGCUUCUUACUUUCAAGUAUAGUGACGUUUUGUGUUUCAAUGUUAUUGGUUGUAAUAUGGAGGAUUGUUACACAUGUUUUUUGUCAGCGAAGAGAACGGGAUGACAUUGAUGUCCUCCUUGAUCAGGAUGAAGGAAAGCAUGGAUUGUUGAAGAGUGAAAUAGAUGGUAUAGCUGUAAAGCAAGAAGAAGUACAAAUUGGUUGGAUGACUGAAGCUAAAGAUUGGGCUGGUGAAUUAAUAUCAGGUCAAAGUAUGACCGGUCGAAUCUUAGUCGUUCUAGUAUUCAUUCUAUCCAUUGGUUCUCUUAUUAUCUACUUUUAUGAUGCCUCACAUCCAAAUUUUCAAGUGGAAACUUGCGUAUCAUGGUCCGAUAGUCCAUCACAGCAAAUCGAUCUCGGCUUCAAUAUAUUCUUUCUAAUCUAUUUUUUUAUAAGGUUCAUUGCUGCUUCUGACAAAGUUUGGUUUUUGCUGGAAGUUUACAGCUUCAUUGAUUACUUUACAAUACCACCUAGUUUUGUUGCUAUUUAUUUGGAAAGAAAUUGGCUAGGCUUACGUUUUUUACGUGCUUUACGGUUGAUGACUGUACCUGAUAUUUUGCAAUAUUUAAAUGUACUCAAAACAUCUUCCUCAAUACGUCUUACUCAACUUCUUUCAAUAUUCAUAUCAGUCUGCUUGACUGGAGCAGGAUUCAUUCAUGUGCUUGAAAAUAGUGGUGAUCCAUUUAAAAAUUUUGCCAAUACACAUCGAAUAACGUAUUGGGAUUGUGUUUAUUUUUUGCUAGUCACAAUGUCUACUGUUGGUUAUGGUGAUAUUUAUUGUACAACCUUUUUGGGAAGAUUAUUUAUGGUUUUCUUCAUACUUGGUGGAUUGGCAAUGUUUGCCAGCUAUGUUCCUGAAAUAGCAGAUUUGAUCGGAUCAAGACAAAAAUACGGAGGUGAAUAUAAAGGCGAGCAUGGCAAAAAACAUAUUGUUGUUUGUGGUUAUAUAACUUAUGAAUCUGUCAGUCAUUUCUUGCAAGAUUUUCUACAUGAAGAUCGGGAAGAUGUUGAUGUUGAAGUAGUAUUUUUACAUAGAGUACCUCCUGAUCUUGAACUAGAAGGCCUUUUCAAAAGGCAUUUUACAAAAGUAGAAUUUUUUACUGGAACAGUUAUGGAUUCAAUUGAUCUAUCUCGUGUUAAAGUUGAUGAAGCAGAUGCUUGCUUGGUACUUGCUAACAAAUAUAGCAGUGAUCCUGAUGCUGAAGAUGCUGCUAACAUAAUGCGUGUAAUUUCCAUAAAAAAUUACAGUUCAGACAUACGUGUAAUUGUACAACUAAUGCAAUACCAUAAUAAGGCUUAUUUACUAAACAUUCCGUCAUGGGAUUGGCGUCGUGGAGAUGAUGUAAUUUGUUUAGCUGAAUUAAAGCUUGGCUUCAUUGCUCAGUCAUGUCUCGCACCAGGUUUUUCAACAAUGAUGGCUAAUUUAUUUGCAAUGCGUUCUUUUAAAACGUCGCCGCAUACUCCAUCAUGGCUCAACGACUACUUACGUGGUGCUGGCAUGGAAAUGUACACAGAAUCCUUGUCUCAUUCAUAUGUUGGCAUGACUUUCACGGAGGCUGCCGAGUUUUCCCGCAAUACUCCGGACUGGUUAAACUUGUAUCUGUGUGGUGCAGGUAUGGAAAUGUACACAGAUACAUUAUCACACGGUUUCGUAGGCAUGACGUUUCCGGAAGCAGCUGAUUUACUUUUCACGCGGUUAGGACUAUUAUUAUUGGCAAUUGAACUGAAAGAUGAUGAAAAAAAAGAAUGCAAUAUUGCUAUUAAUCCAGCACCUUCUACAACUAUUCAACCUCAAACUCAAGGAUUUUUUAUUGCUCAAUCUGCUGAUGAAGUAAAACGAGCUUUCUAUUGGUGUAAACAAUGUCAUGAAGAUAUUCUUGAUGUCUCGCUAAUUAAAAAAUGCAAAUGUCGAAAUUUAGCUCUUUUCCGAAAAGGAGCUAAACAAAUUCAACUUUCUAAACGAAUUGCUCGUGCAACACCUAUGUCAAAUGCAGCAAACGAUACCGUACAACUGCGCAGACUUGAUCAAAGGCUUGUUAUUGAGCUUUUUUUCAAUGGUUUAUUGGGAUUAAACAAAUGUAUUUUAAAGCGUUCAGUUGGACGAAAAAAUUCAUUAAGUUUGCUACCAGAGGGGCGCGGAAUGGAUCCUACGAAAGAAUUCGAACAACAAGAUAUGAAAUACGAUAGUACGGGAAUGUUUCAUUGGUGUCCGGCACGAACGCUUGAAGAAUGCGUUUUAGAUCGCCAUCAAGCAGCAAUGACAGUAUUAAACGGACAUGUUGUUGUUUGCUUAUUUGCGGAUCGUGAUUCGCCGUUAAUUGGCCUUCGUAACUUUGUCAUGCCUCUUCGUGCCUCAAAUUUUCAUUAUCAUGAACUUAAGCAUGUUGUUAUUGUUGGUGAUGUGGAAUAUCUAAAAAGAGAAUGGAAAACGUUGUAUAAUUUACCCAAAAUUUCUAUUUUAAAUGGAUCACCGCUCUCUCGAGCAGAUUUACGAGCUGUUAAUAUAAAUUUAUGCGAUAUGUGCGUAAUUGUAUCCGCUCGUAUACCAAAUCCAAACGAAGACCCAACCUUAGCUGACAAGGAGGCCAUCUUAGCAUCACUGAACAUUAAAGCUAUGCAGUUUGAUGACACUCUUGGUUUUUAUCCACUACGUCAGACUGGUGGAGCCGUGUCACCGCUUGGUAGUCCGUUAUCAUUACAAAAAAAAGGCGCACGAUUUGGUACCAAUGUACCAAUGAUUACCGAAUUAGUUAACGAUUCUAAUGUACAAUUUCUGGAUCAAGAUGAUGACGAUGAUCCCGAUACUGAACUCUACCUCACACAACCUUUUGCGUGUGGAACUGCAUUCGCGAUUUCAGUGCUGGAUUCCUUAAUGAGCACCCCGGUUUUUGCUAAUUUAUAUAAAUUCCAUGGUUUCCACUUACAAAGUUGUUCUUCACAGACAUAUUUCAAUGAUUCCGCGUUGACGUUGAUUCGAACAUUAGUGACGGGUGGAGCCACUCCAGAACUGGAGUUAAUUUUGGCAGAAGGAGCAGGGUUACGAGGAGGAUACAGCACACCUGAAACACUUAACAAUCGAGAUCGUUGUAGAAUUUCCCAAUUAGCUUUACAAGACCAACCUUUUGAAGGAAUUACAACUGGUAGCUCGUACGGACAAAUGUUUAGCAUUGCUCUGAAAAGAUAUGGACAAUUAUGCAUUGGCCUAUACCGACUACAUGAUCAAGCAGCUGUUGAUUCAAACAAACGAUAUGUAAUUACAAAUCCACCAGCUGAAUUAAGAUUACUACUGAGCGAUUAUGUUUACGUAUUGGAGCAAUUUGAUCCCGGUCUAGAAUAUGAACCCAGGAAGAACUUCCUAUGA
This is a messenger RNA of Thelazia callipaeda (thelaziosis nematode), 3546 nucleotides long. NCBI's taxonomy places the organism in Eukaryota, Metazoa, Nematoda, Chromadorea, Rhabditida, Thelaziidae. The record is from the annotation of a GenBank genome assembly.